Molecule: messenger RNA, 859 nt
Organism: Paramecium pentaurelia
Lineage: Eukaryota; Ciliophora; Oligohymenophorea; Peniculida; Parameciidae
Source: the annotation of a GenBank genome assembly
AUGGGAGCUUUUUAAAUUGCACUCAUUUCAAUAAUAGUCUUUAGUUCCAUUCAAUUCGUCUAAUAUGUACUUGUAAUCACAGCAUAUUUGCUACUUAUACAAAAUUAAAUACCAUAUUUGAGAACUAAAUUCUUAUUAGUAACAUUAGUGGCAUUACAAAAUAUAGGAAUGAUGUUAGUCAAUGAACAUUAGAAUUCUAAAAUUGUUAAUAAUACAACUUGCACCAUAUAAGUAAUUUAAUAUAAUAUUCUUAGGCACUUAUCAUUCAUGGUACUCAAUUAUCAAUUUAUACUCUCUUUUUAUGCAUUACGUAUUCAAAGUGUAGAAAAGAAUUGAAUGAAACUUCAAUAAUAAGUCUAACAUUAAUAACUCUAUCAUUUAUGAUAAUGUAAAUAAAAAGAAAUCAUUUAAGCAAGUCCCCUUAUAAUGCAUCAAACUCGACCGGGUGAACUUUUAUGUGAAUUUGAUUAGCCAACAAAAGUUAUUCUUAGCACUAUCUGUAGUUAUAUAAUAUUAGUUGUUUUGCUUGUUUGCCCACUACUUACAAUUAAUAAAAUUGACUCAUAGUUGAAUAAGUUCAUUAUUAUUUUCACAAUUACUUAAAUAGUUGAAGUAGUUAAAAAUACAAUUGAUAUCAGCGAAUUAGAAUGUAUAUAAUAUAUUGAUAUAUAAAGUGGCUGGGUUAUUUUUCAUUUAGAUUAGAAAUUUCUUAUUUAUGCUAUUUUUUUAGAUUGAAACAAAAGAUGCUUUAUGUGGAUAUUGUGGAUUGAUUAAAAAACCAAAAAAACACAAACAAAAUUUAACUAGAUUAGAAGAAUGUAUUCCAGUUAGGGAAAAUGAAAUGACAUAUAAAAUUUGA